Drosophila obscura is the source of this 1263-nucleotide messenger RNA. RefSeq names its product CCR4-NOT transcription complex subunit 9 (gene Rcd-1). Gene Ontology annotation, biological process: negative regulation of translation; mRNA catabolic process. NCBI's taxonomy places the organism in Eukaryota, Metazoa, Arthropoda, Insecta, Diptera, Drosophilidae. The coding region runs from base 58 to 948 and encodes 296 amino acids. Gene Ontology annotation, cellular component: P-body; CCR4-NOT complex; CCR4-NOT core complex. The transcript has 6 exons. The record is from RefSeq and is a predicted model, not a curated record.
GACACCUCUACUGUUUUCAUUGAAUUCCUCUCUGAAAUCGACAUCAGACAUUUUGAAAUGAGUACCCAGCCGAGUCCCUGCAUGAAUCCUCAGCAGCAACAAAGCGAGCAGGAGAAGGUGUACCAAUGGAUUAACGAAUUGGCGCAUCCGGACACGCGCGAGACCGCUCUGUUAGAGCUGAGCAAAAAGCGAGAAACUGACUUGGCUCCUAUGUUGUGGAACAGCUUUGGAACGGCGUGUGCUCUGCUUCAGGAGAUUGUCAACAUAUAUCCGUCUAUAACUCCGCCCACUCUGACGGCACAUCAGUCAAACCGUGUUUGCAAUGCCCUGGCCCUGCUGCAGUGCGUCGCCUCCCAUCCUGAGACCCGUACAGCCUUUCUCCAGGCGCAGAUUCCCCUCUACUUGUAUCCAUUUCUGUCGACCACUUCAAAAACCAGACCCUUCGAAUAUUUGCGUCUGACCAGCUUGGGCGUCAUUGGUGCCUUGGUUAAGACCGAUGAGCAGGAAGUAAUCACGUUCUUGCUGACCACUGAAAUUGUUCCUCUUUGCUUAAGCAUUAUGGACAGCGGCUCGGAGCUAAGCAAGACUGUGGCCACCUUCAUCAUUCAAAAGAUACUGCUUGAUGAGUCGGGCCUGUCGUACAUCUGUCAGACAUACGAACGCUUCUCGCAUGUGGCCAUCACCCUGGGUAAAAUGGUGAUCCAGUUGGCAAAGGAACCGUGUGCCCGUCUGCUAAAGCACGUGGUGCGUUGCUACCUGCGUCUCUCUGACAACACUCGUGCUCGCAAGGCCCUCGGACAGUGCUUGCCGGAUCAGUUACGCGAUGGCACUUUCGCGCUGUGCCUGCAGGACGAUAAAUCCACGAAGCAGUGGCUUCAAAUGCUACUCAAGAACUUGGAGCUGGGAAACACCCCACAGCAGAUCGGCAUGUCGCCAUUGGGCUCCUAGAUCAUAGAAAAUCCAAAUCUCAUUUGUCUUAAGUAUUUCAUGGGCAUAAUGCAGGUCUUCCGCACCCGCAUUGCGCGCCUUUCAAAUCGCUGCUAAUCAAUUAAUUUCACCAACUAGUUAUCAUCUAGCCAGAACGUCUGUGUAAUAAUUUUUCACCAGGUUGCCUGAGCCUAGCCUAAGCCAAGAUGUAAUUUACAUAAAUUUAUGUGUAGUUAUGAAUACAAAAAAAGUAAUGUUAAUAAGCUAAGCAAUUUCUUUGCUAUUAGAAUAUAAUUUACAAUGUAAAUAAAGAUCCCAUACCGUGAAACUAUUCCU